Drosophila virilis is the source of this 3364-nucleotide messenger RNA. RefSeq names its product ABC transporter oskyddad (gene osy). Gene Ontology annotation, molecular function: ABC-type transporter activity; ATP hydrolysis activity; ATP binding. The record is from RefSeq and is a predicted model, not a curated record. Gene Ontology annotation, cellular component: membrane. NCBI's taxonomy places the organism in Eukaryota, Metazoa, Arthropoda, Insecta, Diptera, Drosophilidae.
UUACAUUCGUCGCUGGCUCUGGUAACAACACGCGGAAACGUUUCGAGCAACGAGCUAGAGAGAAUUCGCUAAGCAGGCGGCUAACAAAAAUAAAUUCAAAUCAAAUUUAAUAAAAUCGACCGUCAACGAAAAUUGGCAGGUGCAAACGAUCAAAAUUGAAAGUUACUAGAACGCGUCGAUUGGCCAGUGAACGAAGCAAGUUAAGUAACUUUUGUGUCUUUACGAGUUGUUCAUUGUGGCUUAAUCUGUGGCUUUAGUUGUUGGCUAAUUGUGCGAGUAAAAGACACAAAAAUCAGCGAACAGCAGCAACAACAACAACACAACAACAACUGUUCAGGCAACGCUCACAUUUCGCAUGCGCACAGUUUGUCUAGUUUGUAUACGUGUAUUAGUGUAUCUAUGUGCAUGUGUGUGUGAAAUUGUGUGUGUGUGUGUGUGUCUGUCUCAAUCUUUGCUCAAUCGCAAUCUUUGGGCAUUGCCAAAACAGGUUAACUAAAAGCAAACGUGUUCUUUACGUUUGUUGAUUUUGCAAACGCAAAACGCGCCAAACUUAUUCAGCGACGACGACAACAACAACAACAACAACGACACAGUGCACAUAUACAAGCAUUUUGUUUACAUUUUGUGUGCAAAACUUUAACUACAGCAACAAGCAAAACUUGCAUCAGCAACAAACGCAACACCAACAUCCGCAACUUUAAGAACAGCCAACAACAACAACAGCUUAAAAUAUGGACGCAGAAGCCGAUGGAGUGCCACCAACGGCGCCAGUUGCAGCUGCGACCACGGCGAACAGCGAUCUGGACUUGGCCGCCCGGCGUCGCCUCUUCAUCUCACAGCCCUCGACGCUGGCGACGCGUCGACAGCAGGCCGUCUGUGUUAGGCGCGCCCAUAAGAUGUAUGGCAGUGGCAAGAGUCCAAAUAUCGUGUUGGAUGGCCUAAAUAUGACAGUGCCCAAGGGGUCCAUCUAUGGUCUCCUGGGCGCCUCUGGCUGUGGCAAGACAACACUGCUCAGUUGCAUCGUUGGACGACGGCGUCUCAAUUCGGGCGAAAUUUGGGUGCUUGGCGGACGGCCGGGCUCACCCGGAUCCGGUGUACCCGGUCCGCGAAUUGGCUACAUGCCACAGGAGACAGCUCUUUAUGGGGAGUUCACAAUGCGUGAGACUUUAAUCUACUUUGGACUUAUUGCCGCCAUGCCCCGCAGCGACAUAGAGGAUCGCACCGAAUUUCUGCUCAAAUUGCUCAAUUUGCCAAAUGGCUCGAAAUUUGUCAAGAAUUUGAGCGGUGGACAGCAGCGUCGCAUGAGCCUGGCUGUCUCUCUGCUUCAUGAACCGGAGCUGCUCAUUCUGGAUGAGCCGACAGUGGGCGUGGAUCCGGUGCUUCGACAGAGCAUUUGGGAUCAUUUGGUGGACAUCACGAAAAAUGGCAACACAACUGUGAUAAUCACCACGCAUUACAUCGACGAGUGUGCCCAGGCGCAUGUGAUUGGAUUGCUGCGCGGCGGUAAAAUGCUGGCUGAGGAGUCACCAGACUUUUUGCGCCAACAAUAUAAUGCCGAAUCGCUGGAAGAAGUAUUCCUUAAGCUCUCAGUGAUGCAGAACAUGGGCAAGCGUCGGCGGUCCUCUAUUGCACAGGAAAUUGUGGAGCAGGUGACAGUGCCAGCCAUAUCGAAUCCAGCGCUGGACAUGUCCGAUGAACAGCAUGCCGCCGAGAUCUCUGGCGAGUUCGGUGAUAAUAUAUCUAUGUCUUCGGCGGUGCGUGAUCCCAUUAGCAGCACAGCGCCGGCUGCACCACCGCUGCCACCUGCGCAGGAGAUGCCGACAUCCUUCUGGUACAACCUGCAUGUGAUGCAAUCGCAUCACUUGCAUGCGCUCAUCUGGAAAAACUUUCUCUGGAUGAUGCGCAAUGUGGGGAUAAUGCUGUUCAUAGUGGGUCUGCCGGUGGUGCAGAUAUUACUUUUCUGCUACGCGAUUGGCCAUGAUCCGACUGGCCUUAAAUUGGCCGUGGCAAAUCACGAGAUGUCCGAGGAAAUGAUUGUGCAACAAUUCUGUCCAGUGCACACCGGAUGCAAUCAGACGAUGCUCAGCUGCCGUUAUCUCGAUAUGCUGGUCAAGAACAAGAGCAUGGUUGUGAAAUUCGUGAAUGACGAUGAAGCCGCCUACGAGCAGGUACGUCGCGGAUACGCCUGGGCCGCCCUUGUCAUACAGCCCAACUAUACGAAUGCCCUAGUCGAACGAGUCGAGGAUGGCCGCUAUGCAGAGGAUAGCACCGUAGAGGCAUCUGAUUUAGGCGUGCGCAUGGAUUGGUCGAAUCAACAGAUUUCUACACUACUUUAUCGCGACCUGCAGUACACUUUCUUUAGCUUUGUGGAGAACUUGCUGAGCGAUUGCAAUGUGAAUCCCAAGCUGGGGCGCGUGCCCGUGGAUUUCGCGCAGCCCAUCUAUGGCUAUAGGAAUCCGAAUUUCACAGACUUUGCGGCACCCGGCGUCAUACUGACCAUUAUCUUUUUUCUGUCGGUGGCCAUUACGUCGGGCGCAAUGCUGAUUGAACGCAAUGAAGGCAUGCUUGAGCGUUGCCUGGUGGCAGGAAUAACAGGACCAGAAAUAUUGCUCUCGCAGGUCGUCACACAGUUCACGGUGAUGCUCAGUCAGACGGUGUUCGUGCUCAUUGUUAGCUUCUACUUCUUUGAGCUGACUCUGGUGGGUGACAUCUGGCUGGUGGUCGCGCUGUGCAUACUCAACGGACUCUGUGGCAUGACCUUUGGCUUUGUCAUCUCUUGCGCUGUGGAUACGGAGCGGACGGCGACAUAUGUAGCCAUGGGCUCGUUCCUGCCCAUUGUGAUGCUGUGCGGUAUUAUUUGGCCCAUCGAGGGCAUGUUUCCGCUGCUGCAGUUUAUCACCGCCUUCCUGCCACUGACCAAGCCUACAGAAUCAAUGCGCUCUAUACUGCAACGCGGCUGGGGCAUGGACAAUCCAACUGUCUACAAUGGUUUUAUUUCCAUCUCAGCGUGGGUGCUCGUCUUUCUGGUGCUCACCAUUCUGCUACUGAAGUUUAAAAAGGGCUAGGACGAGAACAGCGCCAAUAGUUAUUGCCUAUGAUUUUAUUAGGUUGUAAGGGUAGUCCUUAGUUUUCUAUAAGCCUAGCGAGUGUAUGUCUCUUGUACAAUGUGUUAGUCAACCCAAUUAUUUGAUACAACUCUCUAUAUUUAAGGUUCCGGAUGUCACAUGUUCAUGGAAUAAUUGUGCCUUUUAUUUUUAAGGUUUCAUAUCAGCUAUCACCUCUCACCUACAUUUUCUCAUGCUCAUUCACGUUACACCUUUUUCGGUAUAAAUACAAAAAUCAAUGUUAAAUUCAAUAACACAAA